This is a messenger RNA of Cygnus atratus (black swan), 2035 nucleotides long. RefSeq names its product ectodysplasin A (gene EDA). Gene Ontology annotation, cellular component: membrane. Lineage: Eukaryota; Metazoa; Chordata; Aves; Anseriformes; Anatidae. Gene Ontology annotation, biological process: immune response; animal organ development. The coding region runs from base 1 to 1107 and encodes 368 amino acids. The record is from RefSeq and is a predicted model, not a curated record. Gene Ontology annotation, molecular function: tumor necrosis factor receptor binding; death receptor agonist activity; death receptor binding. The transcript has 8 exons.
AUGGGCGCGGAGCGCAGGGGGGAGGCGGCCCGCGGGGGCUGCGCCUGCAGCGGCGGCGGCGGCGGCGGCGGCGGCGGAGGAGGCGGCGGCGGCGGCGGCGGCAGCUGGCGGCUCUUCCUCGGCUUCUUCGCGCUGUCGCUGGCGCUGCACGUCCUGACGCUGGGCUGCUACCUGGAGCUGCGCUCCGAGCUGCGCCGCGAGCGGGGCCCGCAGCCCGCCGCCCCGCCGCGCCGCGAUGGCACAGCGGCCGCACCGCCCGCGGCUCCGCCCGCAGCGCGCCCGCAGCGGCCGCCCGAGGGCGCCGAGCGGCGGCAGCAGCAGCAGCAGCUGGCCUUGCUGAACUUCUUUCACCCCGAAGAAAAGCUGCACGUUGGAGAAGAAGGUAGACGUGUCCGGCGAAAUAAAAGGAGUAAAGGCAGCGAGGGGCCAGAUGGUCCAAGUUCAGUUAAAAACAAGAAAAAGGGUAAGAAGGCCGGUCCUCCAGGGCCCAACGGACCCCAGGGGCCACCAGGCCCUCCUGGCCCCCAGGGCCCCCCCGGCAUUCCUGGUAUCCCUGGGAUUCCCGGCACCACCGUCAUGGGACCCCCCGGCCCCCCCGGCCCACCAGGCCCUCAGGGACCGCCCGGGCUGCAGGGCCCCUCAGGUGCCACAGACAAGGCAGGCUCCAGAGACAUCCAGCCAGCUGUGGUCCACCUUCAAGGCCAAGGCUCAGCAAUCCAAGUGAAGAAUGAUCUUUCAGGUGGAGUCCUCAAUGACUGGUCUCGCAUCACUAUGAACCCCAAGGUGUUUAAGCUGCAUGCCCGCAGUGGGGAGCUGGAGGUACUGGUGGACGGCACAUACUUCAUCUAUAGUCAGGUAUACUACAUAAACUUCACAGAUUUUGCCAGCUAUGAGGUGGUGGUGGAUGAAAAACCCUUUCUGCAAUGCACUCGGAGUAUUGAGACCGGCAAGACCAACUUCAAUACCUGCUAUACAGCUGGGGUCUGCCUCCUCAAAGCCAGGCAGAAGAUUGCUGUGAAAAUGGUCCAUGCUGACAUCUCCAUCAACAUGAGCAAGCACACAACUUUCUUUGGGGCUAUACGCCUAGGAGAUGCACCAGCAUCCUAGAUGAACUUGGCAUAUCCAAGGAUACUCACAGAACUGCACAGUGCUGCUGUUCAUAAGCGUAUCAGUAUUUCAGGGGGUUCUGUAAUCCGGCCAUAAAGAAAACUGAUCCAGAGCUAUUUAUUCCUAUAUGUGAAUGCAGGAAGCACAAUGUCUUCUGUGACUCGCAUGGAGACUUGGAUCAAAAAGCUAGCCGAAAAAGCGUUGUGAGGAAGAAGGGCUGUUGUGUCUGCCUUGUCUCAGUAUUUCAAGUAUUACUGCACUGAUAUUCUGCUCUGUGAUCUUCACAUGAGGCUUGUUGAGAGUGAUGUGGGUCUCUGCUUCUAUGUUGCACUAGCAAGAGCAUCCCAGGCAGUAGCAGGAGAAGAUAGACGUCUGUCGAAAUGGUCCUGUCUAGGCACUCCUGCUUCUGCCAGCUGACGAAAGCAAGAAAUGGGGUUUCUGGUUUGCUGCCUUCUCGGUUCGCACUGGGAUGGCAGCAUGGUGCGAAGGGAGGUGAAUAGGACAGAGUCAGUGGUGUUUACAUUCAUCCUCAGGAGUGUGAGAAAGGAAGGCGAAGAGCUUGAAAGCAGGCUGCAAAAGCAGUAUGUCUGAGAGGAAGCUAAACACUUAAUAGAGCAGGCUUAGCACAGAGAAAACUGCCUCUACAUUCCAGAAAUUGCAAAGUCCCAAAGAUAAAGAUGAUCCCAGUUCCAGAGCCUCUGCUACUUUCAGCUCCUGCCAUUACCCCAGAGGUGUACACUGCCCUAACGGGGGCUGCCUUAAAGUACUGCUGCUGUUACAGCAAUUUGUGUUUUUGUUUUGUUUUUUUGGUUUGGUUUGUUGGUUUUUUUUGUUUGUUUUUUUUUUGGUCUUUUUAAUUAAUGUGUUGCAAACCAGAACACAUUUCUACAGGCUUCACAGAGCCAUGUAGAGCAGACAAAAGUACUUG